Messenger RNA from Jaculus jaculus (lesser Egyptian jerboa), 3011 nucleotides. RefSeq names its product TOX high mobility group box family member 3 (gene Tox3). Gene Ontology annotation, cellular component: nucleus. Lineage: Eukaryota; Metazoa; Chordata; Mammalia; Rodentia; Dipodidae. The transcript is spliced from 7 exons. Gene Ontology annotation, molecular function: chromatin DNA binding. The record is from RefSeq and is a predicted model, not a curated record. Gene Ontology annotation, biological process: regulation of transcription by RNA polymerase II. Bases 90 to 1751 code for a protein of 553 amino acids.
CCCGACGGUGGAUUUAGCCGCUGCGAGGAGAGCUCCGGCUCCGGCCAAGCUCCAGCCCCUGCACCCCCGGCCCCGGGCCCGGCUCCGGCAUGGAUGUGAGGUUCUACCCCGCGGCGGCCGGGGACCCCGCCGGCCUGGACUUCACGCAGUGCCUGGGGUACUACGGCUACAGCAAGUUCGGAAAUAAUAACUACAUGAACAUGGCUGAGGCAAACAAUGCCUUCUUUGCUGCCAGCGAGCAGACAUUCCACACGCCCAGCCUGGGGGAUGAAGAGUUUGAGAUCCCACCAAUCACGCCUCCUCCUGAGUCUGACCCCACCCUGGGCAUGCCAGAUGUACUGCUACCCUUUCAAGCCCUCAGUGACCCAUUGCCUUCCCAGGGAAGUGAAUUCACACCCCAGUUUCCCCCUCAAAGCCUGGAUCUCCCUUCCAUUACAAUCUCAAGAAAUCUGGUGGAACAAGAUGGAGUGCUUCAUGGCAGUGGGCUGCAUAUGGAUCAGAACCACACACAAGUGUCACAGUACCGUCAGGAUCCCUCCUUGAUUAUGAGAUCAAUUGUCCACAUGACCGAUGCUGCUCGCUCUGGGGUCAUGCCUCCUGCCCAGCUGACCACCAUCAACCAGUCUCAGCUCAGUGCACAGCUGGGCUUGAAUCUUGGAGGGGCCAGUAUACCCCAUACUUCUCCUUCGCCUCCGGCAAGCAAAUCAGCCACUCCAUCGCCUUCCAGCUCCAUUAACGAAGAGGAUGCUGACGAGGCCAACAGAGCCAUUGGAGAGAAAAGAACGGCCCCAGAUUCUGGCAAGAAGCCCAAGACUCCAAAGAAAAAGAAAAAGAAAGAUCCCAAUGAACCCCAGAAGCCAGUAUCAGCAUAUGCCCUGUUUUUCAGAGACACACAGGCCGCAAUUAAAGGUCAAAACCCCAACGCAACCUUUGGAGAGGUCUCAAAAAUCGUAGCAUCUAUGUGGGACAGCCUUGGAGAGGAACAAAAGCAGGUAUAUAAAAGGAAAACAGAAGCUGCCAAAAAAGAAUACCUGAAGGCUCUGGCUGCAUACAGGGCCAGCCUCGUUUCCAAGGCAGCUGCUGAAUCAGCAGAAGCCCAGACUAUCCGUUCUGUUCAGCAGACCCUGGCUUCAACCAAUCUGACAUCUUCCCUCCUUCUCAACACACCACUGUCUCAGCAUGGAACAGUUCCAGCCUCGCCUCAGACUCUCUCACAGUCACUCCCUAGGUCAAUUGCCCCCAAACCUUUAACCAUGAGACUGCCCAUGAGCCAGAUUGUCACAUCAGUCACCAUCGCAGCCAACAUGCCGUCGAACAUUGGGGCUCCACUGAUAAGCUCCAUGGGGACCACCAUGGUCGGCUCAGCCGCCUCCACCCAGGUGAGCCCUUCUGUGCAAAGCCAGCAGCAUCAGCUGCAGAUGCAGCAGCAGCAACUGCAGCAGCAGCAAAUGCAUCAGCAGAUCCAGCAGCAGAUGCAGCAGCAGCAUUUCCAGCACCACAUGCAGCAGCACCUCCAGCAGCAGAUCAACCAGCAGCAGCUGCAGCAACAGCUACAACAGCACCUCCAGCUGCAGCAGCUGCACCACAUGCAGUCCCAGCCGUCUCCCCGACAGCACUCCCCGGUCACCUCACAGAUCACAUCGCCCAUCCCCGCCAUCGGCAGCCCCCAGCCGGCUUCUCAACAGCAGCACCAGUCACAAAUCCAGUCUCAGACACAGACUCAAGUAUUAUCGCAGGUCAGUAUUUUCUGAAGACGCACGUGCCACACCACGCAGCAGUGGAUUUGAGUGCACCAAGGAGAUGGCAUAGGCGGGAAGGUGUAUCCGGGCUGAGACUUGUAAGAUGGCGUUAGUUAUGCAGACAUGCGUAACAGAUCAACGGGUCCUCUCAAGUGUCUAUUAGAUAGGCAAUAAGAACUGUGGUGUAGCUGGGUAACAUCUUUUAGCUGACUAUAAAUCAUUUUGUUUCUAAACAAGAAAAGCUGUGCUCUUUUAUGUGAUGCCUUUUUUAUUUAUUCAGGCUAUACCUACAAUAUGUGAAUCAAACCGUUUAAUGAAUCCUGGGAUAUACUGAUGACUGUAAACUGGCCUCUCCGAGUCAUAGAAAAUGGCCUUAUUUCUCCAGAAGUGAGUAAACCCCACUUCCAGGCUAUUGGAACUUCUGCAGCCCUAAAGUAAAUAAAUAAAUAAAUGAAUAAAAAGCACAGUUGUAACUACCUGAAAUAUGAAGAUUCAGUUUCAUACAAACAUUUGUAUGAUGUGAAUAGUUGAUGGCAUUUUUUUUGUCAUAAAAAAAUAAUGUAAAUCACAGACUUUUGCCAAAGCUCUUAUUUUUUCCUAAAUCUCUCCAGAAAAAAAUGCAAGUGAUUAGAUUCAAUUAUUGACUUAUUUACUUAUUCCACUUUUUAUUCAUGCCUUCUCCAAAUCAAACCACAGUAUGUGUUGUGACAAUAUCUAUGACCACUGUUAGCCCAUUCUGUUCAUUCCAAUUAGAAGAAAAGAAAUGUGAAUACUAUAUUCCGUGUUUUGAGUGACAAGUUUUGAAAAAUAAAAAAAACACUGUAUUUUUAAAAGGGAAAUGCACUUAAAUGAAACAGCUAUUACAAAAGUUAAGAUUUAAAAAAGAAAAAGCAAGAGUUUUUAUUAUGAUGUAAUACUGGUAGACUAUUUAAAAGGCACACUACAUCUGAAUAAUCAAUGUAAAUAUUUUCUUUCAAAGUUGUAAGUUUUCAUAUUAUGUGUUGUAAAGUUUUCCUAAACGAGGCUUUAACGUAAACACUGGUGACAUAAACCGCUCAUUGCGACAUUGCUUAUUGUGUUUUUAUGCUGUUUUAUACUUUUUUAUGAGUUACGAUAGCAGCAAUUAAGUUGUUUGUAUUUUGCUUAACUAAAACAAAAAUGCUUUUAUCUUGCUAUAGAAUAAACACAUUUCAGUAAAAACUGUGGACUGUAUUUUGAUGCAACAACAAGGAAUCUGUUCACUUUUCAAAUAAAAUGGUAUGUGAGAUUUCA